Messenger RNA from Etheostoma spectabile (orangethroat darter), 2422 nucleotides. Its product is annotated as SH2 domain-containing protein 7. Gene Ontology annotation, cellular component: cytoplasm. The transcript has 8 exons. Lineage: Eukaryota; Metazoa; Chordata; Actinopteri; Perciformes; Percidae. The record is from RefSeq and is a predicted model, not a curated record. The coding region runs from base 681 to 2159 and encodes 492 amino acids.
GAGAUCUCAUCCCGCUCAGACUCAGACUGCUUCUGGUUUUUGUCUCUCCCCCACAGGGACUUCUUACUGCUGAGCAGAAACCAACAGAUAUAUGAUUCAUUGUGACUGUCCAUGGGGGGAAUGAGUUAGCUAUUAUUCAGCCUAUGACAACCUUAAAAACAGGGCUGGGAAAUUUCUUAUCUUAUUAGAAUUUUGUUUACAUCCUCUAAAUCUCUGUGAAUCUUCCCAAACAGUUCCAUUCUUUCACACAUUUUGCUCCAGCCUUGAUCCAAAUUCAUUGCAAACUCAGGUCAGAAAACACAGAAGUUCAACUGCUGACGCAACUUAUCUCCCAUUGCUACAGUAAUCACACAGCCUGUGGGUAAAAACACCUCCUCUUGCAAACCAACGCACUCAUGUGCGUACAAACCACAGUUUCAACACAGCUUACUUUCCGUUUCUCUUCAGGAAGCUCCUGCUUUGUUCAGCAGCCCUUAGAUGUUUUUUAUCAUGCAAAUGAGCUGUAUGAACUCUGCUGUGCCGUUGCGGAGCACUGCUUUCCAAGCCGAUGGAAAUAUGUGUGUAACUGUAAAUGUCAUCUGUCUAUAUCUCCCAUGUAGUGUCAUACUCCUUCAGAACACCUUCGGUUGGAUGUUACAGACUGUUCAGAACUUGAGAGAAGCAUUUGAAAGUUUGCUGAAAUGACACCAGGUUCAAACUGCACACUCUUAAGGAAAGGGAUUGAAAAAAAUUGCUGUGUACGGUACAGACAACAGAAACCCAGAUCACGGUCAGUGACAAAGGAUCCCAGACCCAGAAAAUCCCCCGGCUUUAGUACCUGUCUGACGUUUUGCUUUAAGGACAAGGCGAGGAUGGAGCAAAGGGAGCCAUCAGUGGAUUCUCAUGUUGAGGGGACUGAAAGAAGACUCAGGGAAUUGGCUUCAAAGUGGUUCAUAGAAACUCAAGUUCCAUUCAUCAUCCAUAACGGCUUCUUCCCCACUUGGUUCCUGGGCUUCAUCACAAGAAAGGAGGCUGAAGAAAUACUCAGAGAAAAAGAGCUGGGCUGUUUCCUGAUCCGUCUCAGUGACAAGGCCAUCGGAUACAUACUGUCUUUUAAAGGCAGGGAUCGGUGUCGGCAUUUUGUGAUAAACCAAAGUGAAUCAGGGCAGUUUGUCGUUUGUGGAGACACUAAAGGGCACGACUCUGUCUCUAAUCUCAUAGAAUACUACAAGACAAGUUCCAUUCAGCCGUUUGGAGAGUACCUGACAUCUUCAUGUUUUGAGGCUUUGGAUAAAGAGCUGUACGAUACCAUCCAGGUUAGCCCUAAAGAAAAGCCUGUGGCCUGUGAAGCUGUGAAGAACAUACAAAAACCACAGAUAAUAUCGGCCUCAGUGCAGCCGCCUACACGACCACCAAAGAGCAACAGGACAAUAGAGGAAGUACCACCUUUGCCUCGGAGGAGCAGGCACCCCGAUAGUGGCCCCGUAAAUGACCUUUUGUAUGCUCAGCUCAGGAAGCAAAUACCUAGGAAGAUACCAAGAUCCCAACACAUCUGUCAGGACAAUUUCCCUGGCAAUAAUCCAGGGCGAGCUGGAAGAUCCCCAAAUCAGGAUCAGGGCAGGUGUAGCCCACCAGCUGGACCAGAGUCUGUUUAUUGUGAACUUGGCCUGUUGGACACCAAGAGCAGAUCUCUAACGCUUCUGGACAACAGCUCUGAUGGAGAGCAGUCUUACAGGCUGAGUGCACCCCCCCACACGCCACCAAGACAUUCCCCCAAGCCGUUCAGACAAGCCAAUUACUUUGGCCCGGCGCCAGAGAGGACAGACUUGUGCAGCAGAGCAAGCAGCUGCAACAGCCUGGACUACAUGAGUGACAGCGCUGUCUAUCACCUGGCUGGCAGGCCUGGUAGCCCAAUCACUACUCCCACUGGGGCAAGAUCAUUGGCGUCAGAGCAGCACAGUGCUUCAGUGUAUGCUGAGGUCCCCAUUGAAGCCGCUGUUGGCCGCUUCCCUCCUGACAACACAUAUGAGCUGAUUCCUGGCCACGAGAACACACCUAAACCCAACAACAACACUUACGAGCCUCUAGAGGACAUCAGACCCAAACAAAACCACUCAUCCUGGGGGUUGAAGAAUGAUAAAUGGAAAUGGCUGUUUCCUGAGGCCAAGAGGAAAUGGUGAAAAGGUUACCUUACCAGCUGCUGAUGAAAGUUUCACUAAUUUUACUAUGACACUACAGUGGCUGCCUAAUAUACAGUAGCCUACACUCUGUGAAAGUUUCUUUUACAUAUUCAACAUUAUCUUAGAUGUUCAUAGCUAUGCAAAGGACAUCUUCUGUAUUUUUGCUUUUUAAUGUAUUUAUUUUAAAAUGAUGAUGCAUUUACAUUUAAAUAAAUGAGAAAUUCAAAAAGGCAAAACUCAUAAUUCUUUUCUCCGGAGAAAAA